Messenger RNA from Panicum hallii, 1029 nucleotides. RefSeq names its product mitochondrial import inner membrane translocase subunit TIM23-2-like. Bases 65 to 640 code for a protein of 191 amino acids. Gene Ontology annotation, biological process: protein import into mitochondrial matrix. The transcript has a single exon. Gene Ontology annotation, molecular function: transmembrane protein transporter activity. Gene Ontology annotation, cellular component: mitochondrial inner membrane; TIM23 mitochondrial import inner membrane translocase complex. The record is from RefSeq and is a predicted model, not a curated record. Lineage: Eukaryota; Viridiplantae; Streptophyta; Magnoliopsida; Poales; Poaceae.
CCCUCCCCCCCCCCCCCACCCCAUUUCUUUCUUGCCUCCCACGCCGCCGCCGCCGUAUCCCGCAAUGGCCGAUCCGCGGCUGUUCCCGUCGGGAUCUGACGACCGCCGCGACGACUCCGGCCGCCGCCUCUACAACCCGUACCAGGACCUCAACAUCCCCUACAAGCAGCUCUACGACCUGCCCACCUCCCCGGAGUUCCUCUUCCAGGAGGAGGCCAUCGCGCAGCGCCGCUCCUGGGGCGAGAACCUCACCUACUACACCGGUAUCGGCUACCUGGGCGGCGCCGUGGUCGGGGCCGCGCUGGGGCUCCGCGACGCCGCGCGGGGCGCCGAGCCCGGCGAGCCCGCGAAGAUCCGGGCCAACCGUGUCCUCAACUCUUGCGGGAGCUCGGGCCGCCGCUUCGGCAACACGCUCGGGGUCAUAGGCCUUAUGUACGCCGGGAUCGAGAGCGCCAUGGUCGCUGCCCGCGACCGCGACGACUGGAUCAAUAGCGUCGCGGCAGGGCUAGGCACCGGCGCGCUCUUCCGGGCCGCCAACGGGCCGCGGUCAGCCGCCGUCGCGGGGGCCGUUGGAGGGGUUCUCGCCGGCGCCGCCGCGGCCGCCAAGCAGGUCGGCAAGAGAUACGUGCCCGCCCUCUGAUGCGUCGUAUGCUGUUAUAUGUACGGUACUAUCUUUGCUCUGAUCGAAUCACCCAAUCAAUCAAUCAAUCAAUUCGUCGCGAGGAUGUCAUUUCUUCGUUUCUUGUUCUGCUGGUUAAUAUUUGAGAAGAGUCAUGUUCUUCUCAACAUUUCUAUAUAUUGACAGCCAUAUGCUGUUAUAUGUAAACGAUCUGAUCGGAUCAGAUCAGAAAAUUUUUGGUCUGCCUUGCAAUGUAACAUUAGCUAGCUGGUAUCGACAAAAUAAUACUGCAUUUGCAUUAUGCUGGAGAAACCCAUGACAUUGUGAAAUGUAACUUUCAGUGUAGUGUAGUUUUCCUAGAUUAUAUCACUGUUUUUUGUUUCUCUCGAGAGAUGAAAUGGUUUGCCUAA